This is a messenger RNA of Telopea speciosissima, 2412 nucleotides long. RefSeq lists its product as uncharacterized. The annotation marks the transcript as partial. The record is from RefSeq and is a predicted model, not a curated record. Lineage: Eukaryota; Viridiplantae; Streptophyta; Magnoliopsida; Proteales; Proteaceae. Gene Ontology annotation, biological process: regulation of DNA-templated transcription. Gene Ontology annotation, cellular component: nucleus. Gene Ontology annotation, molecular function: DNA-binding transcription factor activity, RNA polymerase II-specific; RNA polymerase II cis-regulatory region sequence-specific DNA binding. The transcript has 7 exons.
AUAUUUAGGAGGACAACUGGUCCUACCAGACGUUCAACAAAGGGAGGCUGGACAGAGAAGGAGGAUCAAAUUUUAACCAUGGCAGUCAAUUCUUUCAAUGGGAAGAACUGGAAGAAAAUAGCUGAAUAUUUUCCUGGUCGGACAGACGUUCAAUGCCUCCAUCGCUGGCAGAAGGUUCUUAAUCCGGAACUUGUUAAAGGACCUUGGACUAAGGAGGAAGAUGACCGUAUCAUUGAGUUAGUUGAAAAAUAUGGCUGUAAGAAGUGGUCAGUUAUUGCAAAGUCCUUACCAGGGCGCAUAGGGAAGCAAUGUCGAGAAAGGUGGCACAACCAUUUAAACCCAGAUAUAAAGAAAGAUGCAUGGACCAAGGAGGAGGAGUUGGCUCUUAUACGUGCCCACCAAAUAUAUGGAAACAAAUGGGCAGAAAUAGCAAGGUUUCUACCUGGAAGGGCGGACAACUCAAUAAAGAAUCAUUGGAACUGUUCCGUGAAGAAGAAGUUGGAUUCAUAUUUAGAUUCUGGGUCUGCUGGGGAUUUGCAUGUAAUCACCUUUCCCAAUUUUGACAAUCAUGAAACUAAAGCAGGAUGCAUAGGGGGUGAAACAGUGGGACAAAGCCUUGGUAGAUUGGAGUCCAUUGACCCGAAAAUACACUUGGAGGAUGGUGUUGGCCCCCAUUUACAGAGCACAGUUCUUAGCAAUGCAAAAGGAGCUCAGAGACAACUACAACUACAACUACAACCUGUUCAGAAUGCUGUAGAAAAUUGUAGAUCUUUGAAAGAAGGGUUACAUGGUCCAAGGAAACCUUUAUCUCUGAUCGGCUCUGAUGGUAAGGAUGCCACUACAAGAAGCUCAAUCAGUGGACAUUCUGGGGUCGAUGCUGAAAUGUCGGAUGGUUCACGUCAUAGCAGUUCUAUUCAGCCUGACCUAUCAUGUAGCACUUCAUCAGGUUUUUCUCAGAAGUUGCCUAUAAAGAGAUUUGCACGUGAGCAAAGUGAUUCUACCAAUCUUGCAUCAUUUCAUCACCAAGGACAUGCUACUAUUUCAGUUUCUUCUUCGAAUGUUAACUUGGAUGUUACUGGAGGUACUAGAAGAAAUAGUUUUCCUCUUGAGAUGGCUCUUCCUGUCACUGCUAAAAGAUCACUUGAAUCUCCUAGACGGCCACGGCGCUAUGGAAUUCCCUUGAAUGGAUUGAUUUCUUCAGAUGCAGGGUUAAAUGGUGAAGCUAAAAAUAAGUUCUCAAGUUUGCCAAUUUGUGAAUUUGGUGGCUACAAUGCUCAAGUUGGUAAACAAAACGACGUCGCGGGCACGCCUCUACAUAUGGAGGAUGUAAAGUUUGGUCGAUUGUAUUAUGAGCCUCCCCUGCUUAAGGAUAUGACUAUGGCCUUCGAAAAUGGUAGAGUUUCAGGUACUGACAAUUUUAUCAGAAUGGCGAACAGUCCAGUUUGUUGUUCUACUCCACCUAGCCAUAUACAAGGUAACUCUAUAAAUUGUAGCAACCCAGAGUCUAUGUUGAGGAAUGCUGCGAGGAAUUUUAGGAGUACCCCAUCAAUUAUUAGAAAGCGAGGGCGUAAGUCUUCCAGACUAGAAGGCAAUGCAAAUGAUUCUGAUGGGAUGUGGUCACCGGAAGUAAGGACCAACGGUUCCACUGACAUGCUGGGAUCAAAGCAUUCACAUUUGUAUGCAAAUGAUGGUCAAGACAGUCUCAACAGCACAGAUCUACAAAACAUAAAGAGGCUUUUACUAUCUCACCCAAACCCUCUAAAAUCUGACGCAUAUGUUUCUUUAAAAUCUGUUGAAAAACGCCUAGAAGAUGCAUUUGAUAUGGAAUGGGAUCAUGCCAAAGUUAAAUGCAACAACUCAGCUUCUGCAAGUGAUCCUUAUGAUGCUAAUUGCGAUACAAAUACAACGUUUAUAUGUUCGGACAACUCAUUGGAACCUAGGCAAGUGGCAUCAGGUCUUUCAUGAAACAUCAUGCCUCUUGAUCGUGGAGACAAUUAAGCUUGAUUUUGAAUGUAGCAGAAUGGUUCUACAAUUGAAGCUUAUCAUCUGAUAGAUGUUGUGAAAGCACAGAAGUCUGCCCAACGAAUGGUGCCAGACACUUGGUGGAAUUAUAUUGCAUGUGGAUGGCAAGAAAAUUACCAUUCUUCACUGAUAGUAUUUCAGUGGUUCUUUUUGGAAUGUCUCUAGGUGAUUUUGAGUUGCUUCCUCUGGUAAUCUCUCAAUUCUUUUUUGUGCCAUAAAAUUAUUUUUGUAAAUAGGGAAAAAAAGUAAAAAUUCUAAUCAAUCUUUACUAAGUUUUGGAUAAAAACAGAAGGGCCAAUAUCUGUUGCUAGUUGACAGGAAAACAGAUAUACUGUAAAGAAGUAGAAAUUGAGUGGAAGAUCUUUCUGUCUAGUCCUUGAAAUAUUCCCC